AUGUUUGUGUUCCUGGGGGUUUUGCUUUUGAGGCUAGCUUUAGUUUGUAGUGGGUUAGAAGUUCGUUCUAAGGUUAAUGGAGAAGUCGAAACUUAUAUGUCGGCGGUAAAACUGGAAGGUCUUCCGUACACCAAACGUGCAGUAAACAUCUCCGUUUCUGUGACUGUAAAAUAUGAAGUCACAGGAGUUAAUGAUCCAUCCACUGUUACAUUGUCUUGGAAGCGUAAUGGCGAAGAAAUUUCAGUUAGCCGACGUAAGACAGAUGAUGCGCCCAUCCUUUCCGGAGAUUACUCUUCAGAGACAUUCUCGGACACUACGCAUACUUUGGAAGUUACUCUACAUUUAAAUCAAAAAGGUCCAGUUCCUGGAAAUUAUACUUUGAUUGCAACAAUGGAUGGGGUUACGUCUUCGGGUUCUGGCGUAGCAUAUAGCGCACCUGUUCUUCCACUGUUUACUAAACCAAAACGUGUCUUGGAGGGCGAUAUCAUGCGGCUGGUUUGUCGUGUUAGUAGUUAUCCUCAGCCAUCUUCAGUAAUAUGGAGUUUUGCAUCGAUACAAGCCAGUCAAAUGGAUGAUGACAAUGCCAUUAAUACAGCCUUAUAUAAUUUACUUCCUCUGUUGACCAAUGAAACUCACUAUGUCCUCGAAACAAGUGAUGGUGGUACGCCGAAUGAUACUCUGCGCUUCUUGGAUUUAAAAGAAAGUGAUAAUGGUCUGUAUGCAUGUAACGUUUCAACUGAACGCGGUACUGAUUUCGCCUUGAUGAUUGUCAAUGUUAAAGAUCGUUGGGCAGCUCUUUGGCCAUUUAUUGGAAUUAUUGUUGAAGUUACUAUUUUAGUUGUCGCUAUCCUAUUAUAUGAACGUCACCAAAUGCAUACAAAACCAACUAAUCUUAGCGCUAAAUGUGAUACUACUAGUGGUACUGGUGCAGUUUCUGGCCAAGAUAAUGUAUCAGCAAUACCUAAUAAUAAAAUACAAACCAAUAAUAAUACAGGUCAAAAUAAUCUUACAGUUCCUGUUCAUGCUGGUGAUGUGCAUACUGAAAAUCUUGAUGGAAAUGUUGAAGGAAGAGACCAAAAAGCCGAUGAGAUUCGUUUACGUGCACAUGUCAAAUAAGAAUGAUUCAUUAAUUAAGCAACCACAUUUUAUUUAAUCGCAAAAAAAAAAAACAACUAUCGUGGUUAAUGCUAUUCAAUGUGUAGAUGCACACAAAAUGCUUGCUGGUGUAAUUAUUAAACAAUCUGCUCAUAUCUGCAUAGUUUUAUUCACUUCACUUAUUCAGUACAGUUGAAUUCUUUUCUCUGACUAUGUGCAUAUUCGUUUCAUUACCAUUAUUUUCUAACCGUUUUUUUUUAAUUUUAAAAAACAAAAUCGUUAGAAUCUCACUUUAGUGAAAAAUUUUUGAUCUAUCUGUUUCGCAAUACCCCCUACCGCCAUCGUCUACUCUCUUUCUCUCCUUCUCUCUUACACAUUUUACGUUCAGUGGUUUGAUAAUCAUUUUCUGUUGUGUAGUUCCGAUAUUUGUUCGAUGGUCAUUUAAAUUUAUAAUAUUGUUUCUGUUCAUCAAUCAAUCAGUCAGUUAAUCGAUCAACCAACUAAUGAUACACAUACACAUGUUAUUCUGUCCAGUUCAUUAUUAUUUCCACACACACACACACACACACAAAGAAAACAUUACUUUUUGUCAUCAUAAUUUAUAAUGCGCAUUAUUAUUAUUAUUUUUUGUUCUCUGCUUAACCCUUAUCUUAAAAUGAUUGUCAAUAAUGAUUAUUUUAUAUGAAAGUAUAGAUCACCAUGGUUUUAAUGAAAUGCAUUGAAUGUUUUAUGUGAGUAUAGAAAGUUAAUCGAGAUUUUCUCGUUCCAUAGAUUCAUUUUGUUUUGUGAUUAUUAUUAUUAUUAUAUGUUGUUUAAUACAUCUUAAUUUAUUUUACAGACAAAUAUAAACACUGGAUGAUCUGCAUGAACUUUUAGUAUAUAUGAAGUGACCUAAAUUUCAUUGAUAUUACCGUUUGUGUUAUUGUGAAAAUUGACAAUAUAUGUAGAUAAAGUACGUAAAAUAUGGUAUUCAUUAUAUUAUAUAUGGGUUGGUAGAUGAGUAUGUUUUUUUUGUAACUAGCUUUUAUGAAAAUUGUAUAUUCGAUUAUGUAUCAAGUUUGUAAUCCUAUAACACUUAAACUAAAGUUAAUAGCUCCUAUUCGAGCCGUAAAGGGGCUUGUGUUCUUAAAUGAUAAUACGAUAUAUCCGACCGAGAUUCAAACUUAAUCAUCGGUAUUGUAUUUAUUCCUUCCGUAUUAGUGAUUGUGAAGUUUUCAAUUGGUACCGUGUACUCUUAACAAUUAC
This is a messenger RNA of Schistosoma spindalis, 2340 nucleotides long. NCBI's taxonomy places the organism in Eukaryota, Metazoa, Platyhelminthes, Trematoda, Strigeidida, Schistosomatidae. The record is from the annotation of a GenBank genome assembly.